Messenger RNA from Neltuma alba, 2029 nucleotides. Its product is annotated as putative serine/threonine-protein kinase. Bases 346 to 1545 code for a protein of 399 amino acids. Gene Ontology annotation, molecular function: protein kinase activity; ATP binding. Lineage: Eukaryota; Viridiplantae; Streptophyta; Magnoliopsida; Fabales; Fabaceae. The transcript has 6 exons. Gene Ontology annotation, biological process: protein phosphorylation. The record is from RefSeq and is a predicted model, not a curated record.
GGAUUUACAGGGUCUCUCCGGCUAUUCAAUGUUUCUAUCUCGAAUAUAUCAUGGUUGUCUGUCGUUCUUACAUUCGCAGCUUUUCAAGAUUCGAAAUAGGAUUCUUGGUACCUCUGUGAUUUAAACAUUUUGACCUGGCAAAAGGAAAAGAAGAGGGGAACGAUUCAACCUUUGUGGGUAAAACACGGUACUUUUAUUCGAUCUGGUUGACUUAUCUGCUUAUAUAUAGUGCGUAAGGAUACCAGAUUGCAUCAUUGAUCAUUGUUUUCCCCGAAGAAUGAGAUUUCUUCUUUGGUCUUCGUCCUAGUCAGUGGUUGCCUGGUUGGAAUUGGUUGUGAAGAACAAAUGCAGUUAAGAAGGUUUAUCAACAAUAGUGUUAGAGACUGGAAGAAAGCAAUGAUUGGAAAUUGCUUCGGUGCCUUGAAUUGGUGUAAACGUAAACGGAGGAAUUAUUCUGAUGAUCAGUCACGCGAACAAGUGAUGUCAACUAAAAAGUUUAGUUAUAAUUCCUUAAGAUCAGCAACAGGAGACUUUCAUCCAUCCAACAGAAUUGGUAGAGGAGGUUAUGGAGUUGUCUACAAGGGAGUUUUGCGGGAUGGAACUCAAGUUGCUAUCAAGUCUCUUUCUGUAGAGUCUAAGCAAGGAACAAGAGAAUUUAUGACAGAAAUUGAUACGAUAUCGAAUAUAAAACAUCCAAACCUUGUGCAGCUAGUUGGCUGCUGUAUAGAGGACAAUCAUCGCACAUUGGUCUAUGAAUUUCUGGAAAACAAUAGCCUUGCAAGCUCUUUGCUUGGUUCCAAAAGUAAAUAUGUAGCUCUAGAUUGGCAAAAAAGGGCUACUAUUUGCCGUGGUACAGCUUCUGCUCUUGCGUUUCUUCAUGACGAGGUUCAGCCAAAUAUUGUUCAUAGAGAUAUUAAGGCUAGCAACAUACUGCUUGACGAGAACUUCAAUCCCAAGAUAGGGGACUUUGGCCUAGCAAAACUUUUUCCCGACAAUGUCACCCAUCUGAGUACUCGAGUGGCUGGAACUGUGGGAUAUCUUGCACCAGAAUAUGCACUUCUUGGACAGCUUACAAAAAAAGCAGAUGUCUACAGUUUUGGCGUUCUCAUGCUCGAAGUAAUCAGUGGUAGAAGUAGCAGCAAAGCUGCAUUUGGAGAUAAGCUACUGGUUCUCGUGGAAUGGAUCUGGAAGCUGAAAGAAGAAAAUAGGCUUCUGGACGUUGUUGAUCCAGAACUAACUUCAUAUGAUGAGACUGAGGUCAUGCGUUUCAUUAAGGUUGCUCUAUUCUGUACCCAAGCAGCCGCUCAUCACAGACCGACCAUGAAGCAAGUUGUAGAAAUGCUCUCCAAGGAAGUUCACCUUAAUGAGAAGGCUUUGACGGAGCCUGGAGUUCAUACAUGGCAUCGAGCCUCCAGAAAUACUGUAAAUUUUUCGGAUGAGACAUCAAGUUCUCAAGCGAACAAGUCUAAAAGACCUGAAAAUUCACUCAUAACCUCUAGCCAGUUUGGUGAUUCUGAUACUGUGACAGAGAUGACUCCAAGAUGAAUCAUACAGUUCUUAGAAGUUUACUAUGACGUUCUGCUGCAGGAUUAUGACAGUCUUUUUAGAAGUUGAUAUGUGGCUGGUCAUGUAGAUUGUUGAUCAGAGACUAGCUCAAUUGAUUAUUUUCGUACUUACACGUGUAGUUACAUUGACCAGUUUUUCAUUGAUUUAUUCAAAGUGUCUGUCAGAGGAUUAGGAAAACAAGACAACUGUAAUUUUAAGAACACAAAUAGUGUUUUUAAUAAGAAGAUGUGAGGUGUCCAAUUACCAUAACCAUACUUCGGAUCUUUCCCAUAUCGUUGUGGAGUGAGAUUGCAGCAAUUAGUAGCACAUAAGGAUGCUCAAGCUUCCUCUGCCUUUAGAUUCUGCCCUUCUAUGUUUAUCUGAGCUGUUGUACUCUGUACUUGUUCUUUUUAAUGAAGCAGUCGUCGGCCUGUGAUAGUAAGAUCUUGAGAUGACAUCAAAUAUCAUGGCUGUAGGGUGCAAA